AUGCGCACUUCCACCUUCGCCCUCGCGCUCCCAGCGCUCGCCAGCGCCCAGAACUUCCCUCAAUUCCCUAUCAUCGACCAGGUCACCAAUCAAGUCAAGAGCUUCCUUGGCCAGGCGACAGCUUCAGCCUCAUCAGUAGCGGGACAAAUACCCACCUCAGUCCCCAUCCCCGACCCAGUCGGCUAUGGUGCGGCCAAAGUCGCAGCAGUCAAUGUCGAGCGCCUGACUCUCGAGAACAGGGAGGAACUCCUCAAGCCUGGCGCCGCGACCGCGAGCCCCGGAAUCGAGACGUGGAUGGUCUUCGUGACCGGCGCGAACCUGACAUGCUUUGGCAGCUGUGAGCGCGCCGAGCGCGCCUGGAACGAGAGUACCGCUCUCCUCUCCGCCUCACCCACCGCCCCACGCCUGGCGAUGCUGAACUGCGACCAAGAACCCGUCCUCUGCAAUGCCUGGGCCAUGAGCCCACCGACCGUAAUCCAUAUCCAGCUCCCGCAGCCUUUGGCCGACCAGUCCACGCCUGCGACAACUGUGCGUUCCAUCAGCUUGAACAGGACGACUGUGACUGCGCCUGAAAUCGCGGCUCUUCAUCUCCAGGACAAGUACCUUGAGAAGGAGGUCUACGAGGGAUUCUGGCAUCCAUUUGAUGGACCGCUGGCCAAGAGCGGGAUGCAGAUUCCCUUAGCGUAUGCGAUCUGGGGGUUCAGCAAGGUCCCUAGCUGGGCGUUUAUGAUUGGUCUUUCUUUCGUUAGCAGGACUUUCAUGCAGCGACGAAUGACUCCGGCUCAGGGUGGUGCUCGUGCCGCCCCACCUCCUGGCGCUGCGGCCCCGGCGAACUAA
This is a messenger RNA of Recurvomyces mirabilis, 837 nucleotides long. RefSeq lists its product as uncharacterized. Bases 1 to 837 code for a protein of 278 amino acids. Lineage: Eukaryota; Fungi; Ascomycota; Dothideomycetes; Mycosphaerellales; Teratosphaeriaceae. The record is from RefSeq and is a predicted model, not a curated record. The transcript is spliced from 2 exons.